CCCAGCUUGGGAGAGAACCCAGGAGUCCUGACUGUGCAAUUAGAGGGUGACACUGGCCCAUUCUCCGUCACCCUUCUAAACCUGCGUUCCGCGCUGAGCAAACAGCUCCGUUCUCUCUCCUGUCCCCGUGAGGAUGAAAGGAAGAGACGUCCUGGCAGGAGGCUGUUUGGCACUUGGGCUGCUUGGGCCUCAGCUUGGCAAGCUUCUUGCAGCACUUCCUGGUGGCAGCUUGCUGCGGUAGAGAGGCAAUGAAUGGCAACAGGUGGCACAGCACCGUUAGCCCCCACCCUGAACCAGAGACAGCUGGGCUACUUCUCCACCCUCAACUCGUUCAGACACCGUGAUGAUCCCGGCCUAGGUCGCUCCACGGGCAAAUGCUGAUGGCUGGGCGCUAGCCUGUCUGUUCUGCCCCAACCCCUCAAGCGUGAAUUCCCAUCUCCUGCUGCGUUUAACCCCUGCUCUACGCGCUGCUCUCUGCUUGUUUGGCCAAGGGCGCUUUCCCCAUUUACAGCAGCGUUCUGGCUGCUCUCGCCCCGCUGCAGCGCGAUGGUCCCGGGCUCCGGCCGCCCCCUGCCCCUGCUGGCCGCGUGGGGGGCGCUGUGGGGGCUCAUCACAGCCGAGUUGCCCAUCACCGCUCGGUUCGGGGGGGACAUCACCCUGACCUGCCUCUUCCCGUCCCAGCCUGGGAUGAACCUCCAGCGCCUGACCCUCACCUGGCAGAAGGAGCAGGAGGGGACAGAGGCCCUGGUGGUUCAUAGUUACUAUUAUGGGAAGGACCAGCUGGCGAGACAGGACAAGGCUUAUAGGAACCGGACCUGGCUGGAUCCAGAGGGGCUGGCUCGAGGGAACGCGUCCCUGACACUGAGGGGCGUCCGCAUGCAGGAUGAGGGCAUCUAUCGCUGCCACAUCACCUCGGAGCUGGGCACAACUUCGAACACGAGACAAGUUACAGUGACUCAAACCGGCCGCUUCCUGCCCAAGCAGACCGGGAUUGCAGGAAAUGCUGCAGGGCUGGGCGGCAGCUGGGUCCCUUUGCUGGGUCUGUGCCUGGUGCUGAUCGUACCGGUUCUCAGAGUAUAUCACUGAAACGCCCCCUGCAGACAAGUCCUGGCUGCCAGCAACACCCGGGCACUGGCCCCACCAAAGAAAGAGCUGCACUGAGACACCCCUGUGCACGCAGACUAUAAAUGCUACAUGUGUGCGCUGGACACGAUGGGUUCAGCCUCCUGGCGACAUCUUCCAGGGGACGGGCCCGGGGCUGCUUGUCAGGAGUCCCGGGCAAUGACGUUUUUCUUUGUACAAAGCAGCUUAAUUUAACAGUACGUUUAUUGUCCCUGGGUAAAAUUAGCCUCCAUAUUAACCACUGUGAUAUUCUUAUGAUUAAGAAUAACCUCUGUUUUAGUCACAGGUAUUUUUAGUAAAGGUCAUGGACAGGUCAUGGGCAAUAGACAAAAAGUCACGGCCCCAUGACCUGUCCAUGACUUUAAUUAAAAAUACCUGUGUGACGG
Trachemys scripta elegans is the source of this 1508-nucleotide messenger RNA. RefSeq names its product CD276 antigen-like. The record is from RefSeq and is a predicted model, not a curated record. The transcript has 4 exons. Bases 547 to 1086 code for a protein of 179 amino acids. Lineage: Eukaryota; Metazoa; Chordata; Testudines; Emydidae.